UCAGUUAUUUUCUAUACUAUUUACCAUCCCGAACCUGGACCAGAAGACUUGCACAAGCUUAAUUUGUCUCUACAAGGAACUCCUGAAUCAGCGUGUGUCGUAGUUGUUGGUGGCUUUAACCUUCCCUCUCUAACUUGGUCACCUGAUGAAUCCGCCCCUACUAACAUCGGCGGGUCUCAGGAGGACAAUGAAUUCUGCGUCCUAACAAAAGAUAACUUCCUCACUCAAUUCAUUAAAGGCCCUACUCACAUAGCAGGAAACAAACUCGACUUGCUUCUCUCCAACUGUCCGGAAGUUAUCGACCACGUCUCCACUUCUACUCCAAUGGAAAGUAAUUUCCCAUCUGAUCACUACCUAGUAGAUUUCUUUAUACGGCUGAAGUUCAAGCGAGCAAAGCGUAUGCAACGUAAAGCGUACAACUACAAGAGAGCAGAUUUCGAGGCCCUUCGUAACCGUCUGCAGCUUAACGCAUUAGACAUGUCCGUCUCUGAUGAUGUCGAUCUCUACUGGUUUCGGUGGAAAGCAUUAUUUUUAGCUGCCGUAGAAAAAUGUGUGCCUGUUAAAGUUAUAAAAGACACAAACUCUCCUCCAUGGAUUGAUGGAGAAAUCAUGCAGGCACCUCCUGCGCAAGAAAUAUCGAGCUCUCAAAAAAUACCGCGAAAAUAG
Messenger RNA from Paramuricea clavata, 666 nucleotides. Lineage: Eukaryota; Metazoa; Cnidaria; Anthozoa; Malacalcyonacea; Plexauridae. The record is from the annotation of a GenBank genome assembly.